Phytomonas sp. EM1 is the source of this 882-nucleotide messenger RNA. Lineage: Eukaryota; Euglenozoa; Kinetoplastea; Trypanosomatida; Trypanosomatidae. The record is from the annotation of a GenBank genome assembly.
AUGCCUUCAUUGACAGACAUGCAGCAGCAUUUUUGGUCAUGUGGACCCUCAAACUAUAAUGCCAAUAAGAUUGUUGGCGAAGACGAGGCCGUACCACAAUGGGAUGACUCGAUUCCUCCACAAGUUGGCAACACAUUGUACAGUAUUUACCCCGCUCAGCAACCCUUCACCCAACCCCCCGGCGACGUUCCUGAGGGGAGUUCUCAGGGUUUAGACACGAGCUACGGGACCCACAAUCCCACCGAGGCCGCUUCGGGAAGACCCGUGAAGUGGGAUCCGACUGUCCUCGACAACGAGGAAGAGAACGAAGAAGGGCAUGCGGGGCGGUGGUGGGAUCGCCCCGACGGACUGCACCUCAGCGCAUUCGCCGUGGGGAGCCUCAAGCCGGACGCGCGGUCGCUUCUCAGCGGUGCGAACCCGGUCGUCAUGGCGUUUCUCCAGCGUCGCCAGCAGGAGAUUAGCAGGGAGCCCACUUCCCCGCGAACCCUCCGGCACCGAGGCAUCGACGGGGUCCUCGCGCCGGUGCCGCUCGCACUGACGUGGUACCCCGCGGCGGAGUGUGGCACCCCUCCCCCACGCGGCCACGAGGCGCCCCCUGUGGCGGCUACCCGAAAAAGAGGCCGUCCGUCGCCCGACGAGGAGGACCUUCCGUAUCGGAGCCCACUCAAGAGGACGCCGGCGCGGGUAGGGGGCUGUACAGAGGAUGCGGGGCACGAAACCGCGGCGUCAUCGGGGCCUGGUAUGCCUCCACCGCAGUCGCUCCCCAUCGGAGGGGGUGCUGCGAAAGACGAAGCCCAGUGGGAUCGUGCGAGGAUUGCGACCAAGCGACAACGGGAAGAAAACGUCUUUGAGUACGUUACCCGCGGCCCUCGCUUUAACUGA